This is a messenger RNA of Phycodurus eques (leafy seadragon), 1617 nucleotides long. It is a transcript of the gene cd9a, whose product is annotated as CD9 molecule a. The coding region runs from base 308 to 991 and encodes 227 amino acids. Gene Ontology annotation, cellular component: membrane. The record is from RefSeq and is a predicted model, not a curated record. The transcript has 8 exons. Lineage: Eukaryota; Metazoa; Chordata; Actinopteri; Syngnathiformes; Syngnathidae.
GGCCUUCUGUGUUGCCAUCAGAUGCGUUGCUAUCUUGGUUCAAUGCCAAGAUAGCAACUUGCAGCUUCUCGCACAGGACUCGCCGUAGCCGCAAUCUGUGCAAGCGUGAAACAAAGAGGAAGUCGAACAUGGGCAGUUCAGUUUGUUGAGUUAGGCCCAUUUUCUCGCCACUCCCCGAGUGUGCAUUCAGGCAACUGAAGGCGUGGCAUUGAGAACGUUUUCACUUUCAAACGCCUCGGUUUUUUUCCGGCUCACGCGAACACUACUUCCUCCCAGGAAUUUCAAGUUUGCCAACAAACCAGUCAGCAUGGCUGUCGUUGGGGGGAUCAGGUGCCUCAAGUAUCUCAUGUUUAUAUUCAACUUAUUCUUCUGGCUUGCAGGUACUGCCGUCUUUGCCAUCGGCCUGUGGUUGAGAUUAGAUCCCAAGACCAAAGGCCUUUUUGAAGGACCAGAUUCUCCAUAUGUAUUUUACACCGGCGUGUACAUCCUGAUCGGAGCUGGGGCAUUGAUGAUGGUCGUAGGAUUUCUUGGAUGUUGCGGUGCCAUCCAGGAGUCUCCUUGCAUGCUGGGACUGUUUUUCUUCUUCCUGCUUAUCAUCUUUGCCAUUGAAGUCGCUGCUGGUAUCUGGGGAUUUUCCAACCAGAGCAAGGUGGUGGAUGACAUUACCACAUUCUACGUGCAGACCUUCAACAACUACAAGGAAACAAAGGAUGAACGUCUCAAAGAGACUCUGCGCGUGAUUCAAACUGGCCUAAACUGUUGCGGUCCAACUGGUACUGUGUUGGAUGCUGCCAAGGACACUUGUCCUCCAGGAGAGUUACUUGAGGAGCUCAUCACCAAGAGCUGCCCCGAUGCCAUUGAUGAGGUGUUUGACUCAAAGCUGCACAUCAUAGGAGGAGUGGGCGUCACUAUAGGGGUCAUAAUGGUGUUUGGGAUGAUCUUUAGCAUGCUCCUGUGCUGUGCCAUCAGGAAAUCUCGAGAGGUGGUGUGACACCCACCAAAGCGUUAUAGAGUCCUCGUUAAUGUUGCAUGAUGUCAUUCUUAGAGUCACAUGACUUCCCACUGUCAAUUGAAACACAGCUUGUUCAAUGUGGGGGGAAUCAUACCCUCCAUCUACAUGGUUGACAGGCCCAGCCCAGAAUGGGUGUCAUCUGUGCUUGAGUGAAAAAUGUACCACAUUGAGAUCACACGAAUGAAUUUAGUGCUUGUGCAAAUGACCUUAACUGGAUUGGCUUAUUAUUUAUUGAUCACUUCUCAAUUGAGACCUCUCACCUACUGGCAAAAGGAGAUGUGGAUCACAGCCAAAUAAGUCCACCGCCUCUUUGGCAGAAUGCAUCAGCUGCCAAAUGAAUGGUUGAAUUCAUUUGAAUUAGAGUAACAGGAUGCUGAGCUGUAAACCAUUUUUCUAAUUGAGAAUCAAGUGGUAUCCUUUGUGACAUUUUUUUGGCUCACCUCUUUCUAAAUGCUUGUUUGUGUCAUGUUUUUUCAUUCCUCUUUAUAUAUGCACACAUGAAGUGUUAUGUAUUUUCAGAAUACCUUGUAAUUUUAUUGAAUUUGGUUGAUUUAUAUCACACCAACAGAUGAUUCAAGAGUCAAAUAAACCAAAAUGGAGACCUA